AUCCCUCGUACUCGGAGGGCUCGAUCUCUAUGUACAUCAGCGCACACCCACGUAUAAGCGCUUCCUUUUGUUGUUCUUUCAUUUUGCCUCAGUGUAUCUAUGUGUCGAAUUAAUGGUGAUACCCUAAUUGUUUACAUUUUUCUUCUCUACACGGGUGGUAACUGAAACUGAAAGACAGCCACACGACAAAUAUAACGGCACAAUGCUGAGCACAGUGUUUCAGAAAUUGCAAUUCCUGUACAAGCCGUACGCGCUGGCCGUUGUUUCAAUCGGAUACGUACUUGGAGAGCUAGGUCAUUAUUUAAUUGGUGUUACGAGCAAGGCGACAGCAGAAGAUUUACACUAUGGUGACAUUUCCUGCCAAUUAAACUCAACCACGUUAGCGAUCGUGGAUUUACCGAUUCAGUGUGAGGUAGCCAAGAAUCAAAGUUUCUGCGAGUCCCUGGAACUGAACGGAUCCCGGUACUGCGAAUGGAACUACAACGGCCUUGGUCUCGACUAUCAAAUCCUGGCUGGACCGAGUUUCAUCGCUGUGUUCACGAUCGUUGGCGUUGCUCUGGGCGUUGCGGCUGACAAGUACAACAGAGUGAGAUUAUUAACCAUCUGCACUGUGAUAUUCAGUGUUGCGAUCGUGUUAAUGGGAGCAGUCAAAGAAUACUGGCACCUAGUUGUUCUACGAAUGGUUUUAGCAGCAGGGGAGGCUGGUUGCAAUCCUUUGGCUACUGGCUUGCUUUCUGAUUGGUUUCCCGAGGAACAACGAGGGCUCGUUAUGUCAAUUUUCAAUUGGGGCAUUUAUGGUGGUUACGGCAUCGCAUUUCCUGUAGGCCGUUACAUCCCAAAAGUGAACAUUGGGAAUCUGGGUUGGAGAGCCUGCUAUUACGGAGCUGGUAUAAUCGGAUUGAUCGUAGCCUGUCUCACCUUCACGCUUACCGAACCAAAAAGAAAGACGAUCGGAGAGGAGGAAACGAACAGCAACGGAAAGAAAGUACCCGUUUGGAAAGUGAUCCUACAACCGAGGAUUAUAAUAUUGUGCCUGGCUGCCAGCAUCAGACAUUGCGGUGGUAUGUGCUUCGCCUACAAUUGCGAUCUCUACUACAGAGAUUACUUUCCCGACUACGACUUAGGCUGGUGGUUGUUCGCUGUGACGAUCGUGAUCGGUAGCAUCGGUGUUGUGGUCGGUGGUGUGGUUAGCGAUAAAUUCGUGAGAAAAAUGGGCAUCAGGUCACGGGUAGCUUGUUUAGCAAUUAGUCAAAUAAUUGCAACGCCGUUUGCGUUCGGCUCGGUGUACUUUACUCCGUUGUGGGCGAUGAUCACCUUAGGAAUUUCUUACUUCUUCGCCGAAAUGUGGUUCGGAAUCGUGUUUGCUGUAGUCGUAGAAAUAGUUCCUCUGCAUCUCAGAUCGACCACUAUUGGUGCAUUCCUGUUCGUCAUGAACAAUAUCGGCGGAAACCUGCCAAUUUUGGUUGAGCCAACCAGAAUGGCCAUCGGCUUUCGAGAAUCUCUUUACAUUUUCUACGCUGGUUUCUACGGUAUUAGUUCCAUUAUGUUCUUCUUGACAAUGUUCUUGAUGGAAGGCAACAAGAAAGAGCCGAAGAAAAUCAAUAACGUCAAACAGGAAUUCGGAUACGACAACAAUGUAUUCACCAACGAUGAUGGACGUGCACCAACUCUAGAACUUCCCCGAAUAUAUCCACCACCGUCACAUCAAAUCGAGAAUUCUAGGUUAUAGGAGUACAUGAUCUUCAAACGAUCAGUUGUAAAUAGCUUCUUGAGCGAUUUAAAUGACUGCAAUGUUUCCAUGGUAGCAACUUGAACUAGCAUUAUCUGCACUCUGUUUCCUCUUCUAUGACGACUAUAUAAUGAAAAUAAAGU
Habropoda laboriosa is the source of this 1872-nucleotide messenger RNA. Its product is annotated as D-galactonate transporter. NCBI's taxonomy places the organism in Eukaryota, Metazoa, Arthropoda, Insecta, Hymenoptera, Apidae. The transcript has 10 exons. Gene Ontology annotation, biological process: transmembrane transport. Bases 203 to 1729 code for a protein of 508 amino acids. Gene Ontology annotation, molecular function: transmembrane transporter activity. Gene Ontology annotation, cellular component: membrane. The record is from RefSeq and is a predicted model, not a curated record.